This is a messenger RNA of Quercus lobata, 675 nucleotides long. RefSeq lists its product as uncharacterized. The transcript has a single exon. Bases 1 to 675 code for a protein of 224 amino acids. NCBI's taxonomy places the organism in Eukaryota, Viridiplantae, Streptophyta, Magnoliopsida, Fagales, Fagaceae. The record is from RefSeq and is a predicted model, not a curated record. Gene Ontology annotation, molecular function: RNA-DNA hybrid ribonuclease activity; nucleic acid binding.
AUGACUGAACUAUUUGCCUACAUGGGAUGGAGUCUACGGUACAAUAGGAAUGCAAAAAGAGUUGGGUCCACUUCCUUGCCAGGGGAAAAAAUCUUCAAUGAUGCUGUGGAACGGCUGCAAGAGUUCCAUUCAGUGCAAGAUCAUUCAAUACAAGAUGAAGUGGCUGUUCACUCAACCCAAUGGCGGCCUCCACCAUAUCCAGCCUACAAAAUAAACUUUGAUGGAGCUACUUUCAUUGAAUCGGACAGGGCAGGUUUGGGUGUGGUAGCUCGUGACUCAGAAGGCAUGGUUAUCGCCUCCCUGUCGGAACGAAUCAGUCUUCCACCAACGGUUGCUGACUUAGAAGCUCUGGCGUGUAGAAGAGCGAUCUUAUUCGCCAUCGAACUAGGUCUCCAAGAUGUGGAGUUUGAAGGCGAUUCGGAGGUUAUCAUCAAACAUCUCAAUGCAGAACAGCCCUGUUUGACAGCUUAUGGGCACAUAAUAGAUGAAGCACGAAGCCUUUCAAACAGGUUGAGACAAGCAUCAUACUCUCAUAUUCGGCGGAAGGGAAACAAAGUAGCAGACCAACUUGCAAAACUAGCAAAAAGUUUGUAUGAACCACGUGUGUGGAUGGAGGACAUUGAUAAUAAUGCUCUGCAAUAUGUAAUCCAGGACAGAGGCGUAAUGCCUGUUUAA